Fusarium graminearum PH-1 is the source of this 1104-nucleotide messenger RNA. RefSeq lists its product as uncharacterized. Lineage: Eukaryota; Fungi; Ascomycota; Sordariomycetes; Hypocreales; Nectriaceae. The transcript has a single exon. The record is from RefSeq and is a predicted model, not a curated record. Bases 1 to 1104 code for a protein of 367 amino acids.
AUGGUCAAUCUCAGAACCUUUACCACCGUCGUGCUACAUUCUUCCCAGUCUCUAGGUGCCCUCUGGCACGAGGAUAUCGCACGUAGAAGGGCUCCAUCUGACUACUUCUCCAAAUUGGACCUUGUCCAAGGCUUUGACAACUUCCUUGUGCCAAGUAUGCUUCGUUUCGAGUCGAAAAUAGAGUCCCUCCGUCUCUUAUGCAAGACUACCAUCAUUGAAGAUACAAGCACACCACCCGAUAGCACACCAAGGACACCAUCUAGAACAUACUUCGCCGGUGACCUCCCAUCGUACAGUAGGGCUUUGAUUGAGGCUUUUCGAUCACUCAGGGUGAGACUCGAUUCCUUCGCACUGCGUAAUGUCAAGGAGAUCGAUCUUUGCGCUACAUUCCCUUCAGCCAUAUCCUCGGAGUUUGAGCGGAUGGAACUACAGUCCCAACUGCACGACAUAGUCUCCGCUGCCGAGGGACUCCGAGUCUUAUCUCUGCGCUCGACAGACAUCCAAUCUCAAUCUAAGCCCAACGAUAGAUGGUCGACUAUCUUCCCAGGACUCCACACACUGGAGUUCAAGUAUCUGAAUACACUCAAACUUGUGAACCUGGUCUUUUCUAUCACGGAAUUCAACGAAUUGCUUGCAAAACGUGCAGAGACGCUACAGCACAUUCUUCUAUAUAAUUGCACCGGAAGCGAAGCAGGGCUUUUAGAUGUGGUUAGGUUUGCGGCCGCUAACCCAUCCAUAUACUUACACAGAUUUUCAGUUUGUGUAUCUGAGACUAUCGGCCUGGGCCCCUGGAAAGAAGGUCAAACUAUGGCAUCACAAGUCAUACCCGAGCAGGAGAUCCUUGACUUUAUCAACAAUGAUAAAGGCGUGGAGCAUGUGGCUGUGGAUCCUUUCUUGCACCGUCAACCCAUUGGCGCCGAUGAUUGGCAAUCUGCUUCUAUACGAGAUUUACAGUUGAUGAACUCUGGACCCGAGAUUGAUCAUUAUACAGACCUAUGGGCGACUGCGGUUGAGAGUCCGGAGACCUUGAGAUCUGAGUGGCCACGGUGGGGGUCUUUACACUAUGCUUGCAAAGCAUGCCGCAGGCUUUCGGGCUUUGAGUAA